AUGCUCUCUUCAUCAUGGGAUUUCAACGCACCACCUACGACCCGAGAGUAUACAUGGGUAGUAUCCGAUCACAUUCUCAACCCAGAUGGUGUGUAUCGACCCAUGAUACUCAUCAACGGCACCUUUCCUGGACCGCUUAUCGAGUGUAACGAAGGCGACGAGCUUGUUAUUAAUGUUCAGAACCAAGCCAUCAACGCUACUACUUUCCAUUGGCACGGUCUCUAUCAAAAUGGCACGAAUUGGAUGGACGGAACGGUGGGGGUGACGCAAUGUCCUAUUGCCCCGGGUCACUCGUUUACAUACCGAUUCAACGUAUCAGGGCAGACAGGAACGUACUGGUACCAUUCGCACGUCGGCAUGCAAGCGUCAGAUGGUUUAGUGGGACCUCUUAUCAUUCAUGCCAGGGGUAGAGAAGAGAAAGAUGCUUUGCAAAAGGUAUCGUAUGAGCAAGACCGCGUAGUCAUGGUAUCGGACUACUACUACGAUCUCUCUUCCGACCUACUCAUGCAGUACCUCGCCCCUGGCAGCGAGAACGACGAACCCGUUCCGCCCUCCGCCUUGAUCAACGGAAGGAACAUGCGAGACUGCGCCGACUUGCCGAAUCGAAACUGUUCUUCCUCUGGCACCAGUAACGUCUUGUUCAACCUAUCUCGUACCAGCAACACACGACUCCGCAUCAUCAACGUCGGAGCAUUCGCAGAAUUUGCUCUACAAAUCGACGAACACGAGUUCCAAGUCACAGAAGUCGAUGGCACGGAUGUACACCCCCAGUCUAUCCAUCGACUGAACAUCAAUCCUGCGCAACGAUACAGCAUCAUCGUGAGGCCACCAAAAGAGGAGGAAAACCAAGGCAUGUACUGGAUACGUGCGAGGAUGAUAACCCACUGUUUUGCAUACGAAGAGCCAGAACUACAAGAAGAAGUCAGAGGCGUACUAUACUAUCCUUCUGCAAACGACGACACGAAAAACCUCAUCCCAGCAAGUAGAGACUGGCCCGAAAUCAUCGACGUAGAAUGCCGAGAUCUAAACACCUCAACCCUAGCCCCCGUCAUCGCAAUUCCAGCCCCAGAAAACGAUCCUCAGCACACCCUCUACCUGCGCUCAUCGUUCCAAAUCCGCGACUGGAGGCUCUCGCGGGGCUAUCUGAAUGACAGUUCCUUCCGCAUCAAUGCCACAUCACCGCUUCUAAACACUUUGCUCUCAACACAAACUCCCGAGACGAAGGUGCAAGAGGGCAUACUGGACACACGCCCCUUCGACUCAGUUCACCAGCUCAUCUACCAGACCGAAUCUACACGCACCAUAACGAUCUUGAUACAGAACCUCGACGAUGGAACACACCCCUUCCAUCUGCAUGGCUACAAAUUCUUCGUCUUGGCCCAGGGACACGGGUAUCCGCCUUCUACUCUGCUCUCCCCUAGUCACGUUGACGACCACAUAAAUGUAACGAAUCCGUUAAGGAGGGAUACGGCGAGUGUGGAGGCGUAUGGGUGGUUGUUGAUAAGCUUUGUGGCGGAUAAUCCAGGAGUGUGGUUGGUAAGUUCUGACUGUACGAAGCGCAUGUGA
Molecule: messenger RNA, 1566 nt
Organism: Alternaria viburni
Lineage: Eukaryota; Fungi; Ascomycota; Dothideomycetes; Pleosporales; Pleosporaceae
Exons: 1
Coding region: 1-1566 (521 amino acids)
Molecular function (GO): copper ion binding; oxidoreductase activity
Source: RefSeq, a predicted model, not a curated record